AUGGCUUAUGCAAUGCUGGCUACAUUGCCGCCUGUGUACGGGCUCUAUUCUUCAAUGUGUGCAUCAUUUUUCUACUUUUUUCUGGGCUCCUCAAGGCACCUCUCUUUGGGUACUCUUGCGAUUCUCAGUCUUCUCGUGGGCGGCUGCCUUGAUCGCAACGUAACUCAGUCCUUACUUUUUUCAAAUUUGUCAAUUGAAUCUUCUUCGUCCAUGAAUGAUUCAGAUAAUAUUGCCGAUCGUGUGUUUUUGGCUUCUUCAUUGGCUAUGACAGUGGGAAUUAUGCAGCUCAUCAUGGGAUUUUUGCGCCUUGGCUUUCUGACUCGCCUGUUGUCGCGUCCGAUGCUCGCUGGCUUUACUGUUGGCUCCUCAGUGUAUGUGGGGAUAUCUCAACUUUUCGUGGUAUUUGGUCUUCAACUCAAAAAGCACACUGGGAUUUUUAAUGCUCCUUUGAACUUUUACAGUAUUUGUGCUAAUUUGCCCAAUGCAAAUUGGGUCACCCUUGGUCUUUCGGUCUCAUGCAUGGCUGUGCUGUACGUAUUCCAACUCUUCAUAAACCCACCAUUGCGAAGGCGUAUCAAAGUUCCAGUACCCGUCGAGCUUCUGGUCAUUAUCACUAGUGGGCUAAUUUCACAAUAUCUCCAAUUGCGAAAUAUAUACGGUGUUCGUGUUGUGGGCGUCGUACCAACCGGGUUUCCCGAGCCCACUGUGCCGCGCCUUUCAAUAGCUGGUGGAGUUAUCGGUGACGCCUUUGUAAUAGCUCUUAUUGGCUUUUCCCUCUCAUACUCUCUGGCCUCCUUCUAUGCCUAUAAAGAAGGCUACAGUGUGGAUCCCAAUCAGGAGUUGGUAGCCUACGGAAUCACUAACGUAUCGAGUUCCUUCUUUACGACCUACCCGGUGGGGGCGUCGAUCUCGAGGACUGCGCUGGUUGUUACAAUGGGUGGAAAGAGCCAAAUUGUAGGACUUGUUGCUUCGAUUAUCGUCCUUUUGGUGGUCUUCUUUGCCGGACCUCUCUUCUACGAUGUCCCAAACUGUUGUCUCUCCGCUAUCAUCCUUGUGGCUCUGCGAGGUAUGGUCGCUCAAUUGCUGGAGCUCCCAAUUCUGUGGCGCUAUUCCAUUUGGGACUUUGCUUCCUGGGUAGUGACAUUUACGGCUACGGUGUUCUUGGAUGUACUUUACGGCCUAAUCAUCGGUGUCGCCUUUUCCGCCAUCGUUGUCUUCGUUCGCUCGCAAUUUUCGAAGGCCUUUGCUAUUGGCAGGUUUGAUAGCACCGAGUUCUUCAAGCCCAAUGACAUAUACACCGCCUGUGACGAAGACCCGAAGGUAAAGGUAAUUCGAUACGAAGGUGGUCUCUUCUACGCAGGGGCAGAGCUUUUCGCCUCAUCUGUCAUCGACGCCGCCGGCUUCGACCCUCGUUCCAUCGCCUUCCGCAAAAAGAGGCUCGAUGGUGUAGUGAAGGAGGCCGAUGCAGUAUUGGCAUCGAAGGCCUCCGAGUACAAUUCCAAUUUACUUGACCAAGAGGAUACCCGGUCUUCAUCGCUGCCACUGGAAGGGCGGUAUCUCCUUUUCUUGCAUUACUUUAAAGCGCACCUGGAGGGCGGAAAGUAUACCUCCGAAGGAACGAAAGCACCAAUAGGCAGAGGUAGUCGACGCGGGUGUUCGUGCGCCUGUAGGAAUUGCAAGCAUUCCAUGUCGCGUUUGGAAGCUAUGAAUAAGAAGCAGGAGGCGCUCAACCAGCUCUCUAAUCUCCUCUCCAGUGUUCCUCUCACUCAUGUCAUUCUUGAUUGCUCUGCCUGGACUUAUGUUGAUAUAGUCGGUGCUACAACUCUGGAAGCACUUAUUGCUGAUUACAAUGAGGUCGGAAUCGAAGUUUACCUUGCGUCGCCCUCAAGAGCAGUUCACAAAUCCUUGAUACGCUCAGGUUUGCUUGAGAAGUUUGACCACUCCAUCGUCUAUGUCAGUGUGUACGACGCCUACGCUUCUUCGCAGCAACUACGUCACCAAUUCUAA
Messenger RNA from Hydatigera taeniaeformis, 2007 nucleotides. The record is from the annotation of a GenBank genome assembly. Lineage: Eukaryota; Metazoa; Platyhelminthes; Cestoda; Cyclophyllidea; Taeniidae.